Molecule: messenger RNA, 1386 nt
Organism: Triticum aestivum (bread wheat)
Lineage: Eukaryota; Viridiplantae; Streptophyta; Magnoliopsida; Poales; Poaceae
Exons: 9
Coding region: 430-1371 (313 amino acids)
Molecular function (GO): protein binding
Source: RefSeq, a predicted model, not a curated record
AAUCGCCCGUCAGAUCAACACCAACGGUGGCCGAAAUGCCCCCGUCGCCCCCAGUGCUUCCUCCGAGGCGCCAUCGCCGCUCCCAUCCAUCUAACUGACGAACGCACUGAACUGACGAGCACGCAAACAUUCAAUACAAAUUGGAAAAUAGUCUACUGUUCGGGAGGGAGAAGAGAAGAGAAGGAAGAAGCCGCUCCGCUGACGAGCAGUUCCUCACACUUCCGGGAGAAGAGAACCCAUCUCCGCUCGGCUUGGGCGGCGUCUCCUGACUCCUGAGCUGCUAUUACUUGUGGACUGGUGUAGGAAGUGCUAGCUGUGCUUGCGUCUCCGCUCGACUUGCAAGUCGUUUCGGCUGGAGCGCCGUUGCUGAUGGUGGUGGUGUUUGGUCUGUUUACAGGUUUGUGACGCUUCUCUCCUAGGUGAGGAUCGAUGUGCAGUUAUGGCGGUGGCGACGUCGAUGACUGGUAUGAUGAUUCUGAUACGGAUGACCACGCCGAAGACACGGGCGAUGACAGGCACCAUCAGCAAGGAGCAAGGAACUCCGAUUUGGACCUGGAUGAUGAAGAUCGGACCUUUUUGAGUCAGUUUCCAGAUACUUGGGGGGCAGCGCCCACUAGAAAAGAAAAAGACAUCCAAGGAAUACAAUGGGAGAGGCUGGCUAUCACACGUGAAUGGUACAGACAGACCAGAUUGCAGGAGUACAAAAACUAUGAGAACAUUCCUAAUUCUGGAGAAGAAGCAGCCGAGGAAUGCAAACAGACUGAGAAAGACGGAAUGUAUUACGAAUUCAGAAAAAAUACUAGAUCUGUAAAGUCAACUAUACUACAUUUCCAGCUGAGAAAUUUAGUAUGGGCGACAUCCAAGCAUGAUGUCUACCUGAUGUCACAUUACUCAGUCCUUCACUGGUCUGCAUUGAGUGGUGUGGAUACUGAACUUAUGAACGUCCAAGGUCAUGUGGCACCAAAGGAGAAGCACCCAGGAAGUCUAUUAGAGGGGUUUUCUCAGACCAAGGUUAGUACCAUGGCAGUCAAGGACAAUUUGCUGGUAGCUGGCGGAUUUCAAGGGGAGCUAAUCUGCAAGCACCUUGAUCGAGAAGGGAUAAGCUUUUGUUGUCGAACAUCACAUGAUGAUAAUGCUCUUACUAAUGCAAUCGAGAUAUUCAAUACUUCUAGUGGCGCUGUUCAUUUCAUGGCAUCGAGUAAUGACAACGGUGUAAGAGACUAUGACAUGGAGAGAUUCCAGUUGUGCAAUCACUUUCAGUUUGAUUGUCCAGUGAAUCAUACAUCGCUGAGUCCCGACAGAAAGCUUGUUCUCGCCGUGGGGGACCAUCCUGACACUAGUAGAAAAAGGGUCAAAUGUGAGACACAUUAGUCCCGGUUUGUAACA